UGGCAAGUUAUUGUUUCGGUCUAUGAUUAUCUGAGUACAUUUCUGCAAUUAUGUCUUCUCCUGGUAAGAUGGGGGCAGUUUCAAGGUCAGCAAGAAGACUUUCACGAACAAAAAGCAAGAAAAAACAUUUUGUACAUCAAAAAGUGGAAGUAUUCUGGGCGAGCGAUCCCAUCUUGACUGUGUUUAUGUGGGGCAUCAAUCACACGAUAAACGACCUCUUUCAAGUGCCUAUGCCAGUAAUGCUACUUCCAGAUGACUUCAAAGCCAACAUAAAAAUGAAAGUCAACAACCAUUUAUUCAACAAGGAAAACCUCCCUGGACAUUUUAAGUUUAAGGAGUACUGCCCACUGGUGUUCCGGAAUCUGCGAGAGCGAUUUGGAGUUGAACAUCAGGAUUAUCUGGUUUCUCUUACACGUAGUCCUCCAGGAAAGGAUGGCAAGUGUCAGGAAGCGGGAUUGGUGUUGACAUCAUAUGACCGUACACUAAUUGUCAAGCAAAUCUCUAGUGAGGAGGUGGAGGACAUGCACAACAUUCUUUCAGAAUACCACCAGCACAUCGUAAAGUGCCAUGGUAGUGCACUACUUCCUCAGUUCCUUGGCUUGUACCGUGUUACUGUGGACAAUGAAGACACAUACCUUUUAGUCAUGAGGAAUAUGUUCAGCCACCGACUAACUGUCCACAGGAAAUAUGACCUCAAGGGGUCAUUGGUUUUUCGAGAAGCAAGUGAUAAAGAGAAGGUAAAGGAACUGCCAACCUUCAAGGAUGUAGAUUUCAGAAAUAACAUGCAGCGGGUGUACAUCAGUGAAGAGGAGAAAGAAAAGCUUUUGGAUAAACUGAACAGGGACAUAGAGUUUCUUGUGCGUUUGAAGAUCAUGGACUACAGCCUGCUGCUGGGCAUUCAUGAUGUCGGGAGGGCAGAGCAAGAGGAAGCGGAAGAAAUUAAGGACUCUUUAAGUGAAGAGGAGGAGGAUUCAGCGAAUGACCUAUCCCUUACAGCUGUGGGGUCUUUUGGCACUUCCCCUGAGGGCAUUGCAGGGUACAUGAGCUCUUAUAAACCUCUUGGUCCAGGAGAGUUUGACCCUUAUGUUGAUGUGUAUGCCAUCCAGAGCGCAGUUGGUGCCCCACAUAGAGAGGUAUACUUCAUGGGUCUAAUAAACAUUCUGAGCCAGUAUACAAAGAAGAAAGCAGCCCAUGCAGCAAAAACAGUCAAGCAUGGAGCUGGGGCUGAGAUCUCUACAGUUCAUCCUGAACAAUACGCCAAGCGGUUUCGAGAAUUCAUUGCAAACAUCUUUGCCUAAUUGAGAGCAUUAUAUUCUUCCAAAUC
This is a messenger RNA of Sinocyclocheilus grahami, 1324 nucleotides long. RefSeq names its product phosphatidylinositol-5-phosphate 4-kinase, type II, gamma b (gene pip4k2cb). NCBI's taxonomy places the organism in Eukaryota, Metazoa, Chordata, Actinopteri, Cypriniformes, Cyprinidae. Gene Ontology annotation, cellular component: plasma membrane. Bases 51 to 1298 code for a protein of 415 amino acids. Gene Ontology annotation, biological process: phosphatidylinositol phosphate biosynthetic process. Gene Ontology annotation, molecular function: 1-phosphatidylinositol-5-phosphate 4-kinase activity; 1-phosphatidylinositol-4-phosphate 5-kinase activity. The transcript is spliced from 10 exons. The record is from RefSeq and is a predicted model, not a curated record.